AUGACAUCGGCGAAGCGAUGCCACUACGAAGUUCUCGGCCUCUCUCGGGACUCCUCUCCGGAAGAAAUCCGAUCCGGUUAUCGGAAGCUCGCCCUCCAACGCCACCCAGACAAGCUGGUCAAAUCCGGCCUCUCUCAAGCUGAAGCAACCGCUCAAUUUCAGGAGCUUCAGCACGCCUAUGAAGUCCUCUCCGAUCCAAAGGAACGCGCAUGGUACGAUUCUCAUCGUUCCCAAAUCCUCUUCUCCGAUCCAAAUUCCCACUCUAAUUCCGUUGUCCCUGACCUCUUCUCGUAUUUCUCAAACACCGUUUAUUCUAGUUAUUCCGAUACCGGUAAGGGUUUUUACAAGGUUUAUUCCGAUGUAUUUGAUAAAAUUCUGGCCAAUGAGAUCAAUUUCGCUAGGAAGUUAGGUUUAGGAGUUGAUUCUGUUCGACAGGCUCCACUUAUGGGGAAUUUAGAUAGUCCUUAUAAGCAGGUUACGGCUUUUUAUGGUUACUGGUUGGGAUUUUCGACGGUGAUGGAUUUUUGCUGGGCAGAUGAGUAUGAUGCCAUUGCCGGUCCAAAUAGAAAGUCGAGGCGGGUGAUGGAGGAAGAGAAUAAUAAGGUGAGGAGAAAAGCUAAGAGGGAGUAUAAUGAUAUUGUGAGGAGGUUGGCUGAUUUUGUGAAGAAGAGAGAUAAGAGAGUGAUUGAUAUGAAGGUGAAGAAGAAUUUGGAGAUGGAGAAGAAGAAAGAGGAGGAGAAGGAGAGGAAGAGGAAGUUGGAGAUGGAGAAAAAAGAGAGGGCCAUGGCUUAUGAGGAGCCUGAUUGGGCUAAGGUUGAUGAAGAAGUUGAGGAUUUGUUUGAGGAUGAUGAGUUUGAGAAGAAGAAAGACGAGAAGGAGUUUUAUUGUGUGUUGUGUGGGAAGAAGUUUAAGAGUGAGAAGCAGUGGAAAAACCAUGAGCAGUCUAAGAAACAUAAGGAGAAGGUUGCUGAGUUCAGGGAUUCACUCGAUGAUGAAGAGGAGAGGAUUCGAGAUUGUCUUAAUGUUGCAAGAGAGGAAAGUGCAAAUGGGGUUGAACUGAAUGAUGAUGGUGAUGAUGAUGAUGGCAAUGAUGAAUUUUUUGAUGCUUCACAUGCAAAAGGGGGGGAAGAGGAUGGUGUAUCAGUUGAUUUAGAUGACAAUAAUGAUGAUGGGGAUGAUGAAAAUGGUGUUCUUGAAACAAUGGUGGCAGGGCACAAGGAAAGAGUUGAUUUUGAUGAGAACGAUGAUGAAGAUGAUGAGAUUGAUGUUCUUGAAGCAAUGCUGGCUGGGCACAAGAGCAGAAAACCCGGUGCUUCAACACACAAGCCCACAGUUUCUGUAACUCCAACUCAAAUUGAGAGUGAGAGUGAGAGUGAGAAUGAGAAUGAUAGGGUUAGUGCUAUGGAAUAUAACAACAGAAAGAUCCCAAAAAAGAAACGUAGAGCCAAGAAAGAGAAGGGUGGGAAAAAUGGGGACGAGUCUAAUGUUCCUACCAAUGGAAAAUAUGAGAAGAAUGUACACACCAAUGGAAAUGAUAAUUCUAAUGCACAAGAGUCCAGUUCCCAAUAUUUUGAUGAUAAUGAGGAUAAUAGGAGUAACGAGAAUGAGCAGUUGGGUAGAGAUAAAAAGAAGAAUUUAAAUCAACCAAUUGAUAAGAAAGGAACUUCAAAGGACACAAAAACCAAAGCAAAAAUUUCAUCCAAAGGAAGAAAAGCAAAGAAUACUUCAAAGAAUCUUGGCCAUUUUUGUGAGACUUGUGGAGAGGAUUUUGAGUCAAGGAAUAAAUUACAUAGGCAUCUGGGAGAAUCUGGGCACGCAGCAAUGAAAAGUCGAUAA
This is a messenger RNA of Lathyrus sativus (Indian pea), 1836 nucleotides long. Lineage: Eukaryota; Viridiplantae; Streptophyta; Magnoliopsida; Fabales; Fabaceae. The record is from the annotation of a GenBank genome assembly.